AUGUCUGGCGUGAAGUCUCGACUGGCUAGCCUGGUUGGCCAUUUGGCUGGUUCGACAUCGGCUCCCUUCGAGCAUCGAUACAACCAUCAUACCCUCUCGCCGACUUUCUUCUUGCCUAGGGCGGCGGCGAUUGAACCGGAUGCGGAAGCAGUCUAUCACAUUACAGCCAACAACAAGAUCCUCCACCGGAGUUACAGCGAGCUUGCGGACCGGGCCUGUGGUCUGGCUUAUUACUUGAAAAAGCAUGGGUUCAAAAGAGUGGGCAUUUUGUGUCCAAAUACACCGGCAUUCCUGGAGUCGAUCUUUGGGAUCGCCGCUGCAGGGGCUAUUAAUGUUGCUGUCAAUUAUCGUCUCAAGCAUGAAGACAUCGCCUACAUAUUCGAGCAUGGAGAUGUUGACGUGAUCAUCGCCGACCAAGAAUUUGAGUCGCUGCUGGAGACGUACAGAUCACAGCAUCCUCAAAUCCCCAUCAUCAUCGAUACUGACACUGAUGCUACGGAGGGGGAAUUGACGGGACCUUUUGAUCAUGCUGUACUCGAAGGGUUGAAGUACGACUUGGAAAUCGACGCGCGGGGCUGGGAGGGCCUGGAGAGCCAGGCUGCGGAUGAAGAAUCCAUCAUCGCAUUGGCAUACACCAGUGGAACCACUGCUAAGCCAAAAGGCGUUGAGUUUACCCACCGAGGAUGCUACCUAGCGAGUCUCGCGAAUGUUAUCGAAUCUGGUCUCAACUUGGACCGCGGUCGGGCAAAGUAUCUCUGGACAUUGCCCAUGUUUCAUGCAAUGGGAUGGACAUUCCCAUGGGCUGUGACUGCGGUCCGUGGUACUCACUACUGUUUACGCAAGAUUGACUAUCCACAAAUUUGGAGACUCCUCAAAGAAGAGCGUAUCACCCAUUUCAACGCAGCACCAACCGUCAAUACCCUCCUCUGCAACUCUGAAGAGGCUGAAAUCCAUGUCUAUGGCAUGACCGAGACUUACGGCCCUAUUACCAAGGGAUACUAUCUACCGCAGUGGGACCAAAUGCCCCUGAAAGAAAAGUACCAGAAGAUGGCCCGACAAGGCCAUGGUUUCAUCACUAGUCUUCCCGUGCGGGUGAUCAAGACCGAAGUGCCCGAGGGAACGGUCAUCGAUGUUACGCGCGAUGGCAAGGAGAUCGGCGAAAUUGUCUUCGUUGGUAAUAUCUGUGCUCGAGGUUACUUCAAGGACCCCGAGGCUACCCGCAAGCUAUUCUCGGGCGGCGUACUUCAUUCGGGAGAUUUAGCUGUUUGGCACCCCGAUGGUGCUAUUCAAAUUCUCGACCGAGCUAAGGAUAUCAUUAUUAGUGGUGGCGAAAAUAUAUCUUCCGUGGCACUAGAGUCUAUGCUAGCAACCCAUCCGGACAUCCUCGAGGCGGGUGUUGUUGCUGUUCCUGACACUCACUGGGGAGAACGUCCGAAAGCAUUUAUCACGGUCAAAGGAGGCAAACACAUCAUGGGGCAAGAUGUCAUUGAUUGGGCCCGAAAUCACAGUGGAAUCAGCAAGUUCAUGAUUCCGCGCGAGGUGCAGAUAGUCGAAGAGUUGCCUAAAACCAGUACGGGUAAGAUUCGGAAGAAUGUGCUGCGUGAAUGGGUGAAGGAGCCGAGAGGCAACUGA
Molecule: messenger RNA, 1632 nt
Organism: Penicillium maclennaniae
Lineage: Eukaryota; Fungi; Ascomycota; Eurotiomycetes; Eurotiales; Aspergillaceae
Product: putative AMP-binding domain protein
Exons: 6
Coding region: 1-1632 (543 amino acids)
Source: RefSeq, a predicted model, not a curated record